AUGACGAUUUUUAACUUUACAACUUUUGUGGAUACUGAAAAUCUGUGCACUGAAAACUUUACUAAUGUAGAUAUUGUGACUUGUUUUGAGAGUGACAUGAAGAAUAUAGUUUACAUAAACGAGCUAACGUCAUGCAGUUAUGUGCGUUUGAACACAACACAAUAUCAGGUGGUUGUUGACGAGAAAGCAGUUCCCCCUAACGUAACAAUAACAAUAGACUUUAAAGUCACUAAGAUAAAAAUAACAGAGAAUAGAGAUUUGAUCAUGGUGAAUGUGGAUACAAAUGAAAAUCUUGAUGUGUGCGUUGCCCUGUUGGAUAGGAAAUUAAAAGAAGUGAAAGACACUGCGAGACUUGCAGACCAUUGCAAGGAAACUCUUUGUAUGGUUGAAAACAUCUUAACCUUGCUCUGUUUUCUCAUCUCAAUUGUAUGUCUACUACUGACCUUGUUGACAUACUGCAUGUUUCCGGUCUUGAGAACAAAUGCUGGUGUAAACAACAUGUUUCUCAGCUUUAGUCUUCUCUCGGCACAAGUCUCUCUGAUGAUUAGCGCUUACACUUCUGCUCCCAGUAUUCUAUGUAAACUCAUUGGUGUUAUGACGCACUUCCUGUGGUUGUGGAACUUCUCAUGGAACUUCAUCUGCAGUUUUAACAUGGUUCGAGUUUUUACUGUCAGUAUGGGAAUGAACAAUCAACGAGAUAUGACUCAUGGUACCUGGAAAUGGUUGAGUGGUUCAUUCAUUUUACCUGUCUUAGUUGUCAGUGCAGUUUUAACAUAUAACCAUUUCACAUCACAAGGAAGAGAAUUCGGUUAUGGUAAUGAACAGUGUUAUAUAGACUCUCCUUUAUUAAUUGGAAUCACUGUAGCUGCUCCAUUGUUUGUGAUAACUUUGAUCAAUGUCUCCUUCUUUCUUGUGGCCGUUUACAAAAUUUACAGUGUCCGAAGACUUCAGUCCGAUUUUCUGCCCAGCACAGCUCCAGACUUUACAAUGACCAUCUACAUCAAGCUAUCUACAGUGACAGGAAUGUUCUGGAUUGUGGCUGUUCUGGCUGAAUUCUCGGAUAAUAAGAUUUUCGGGUAA
Molecule: messenger RNA, 1080 nt
Organism: Biomphalaria glabrata
Lineage: Eukaryota; Metazoa; Mollusca; Gastropoda; Planorbidae
Product: adhesion G protein-coupled receptor E2-like
Exons: 3
Coding region: 1-1080 (359 amino acids)
Biological process (GO): cell surface receptor signaling pathway; G protein-coupled receptor signaling pathway
Cellular component (GO): membrane
Molecular function (GO): G protein-coupled receptor activity
Source: RefSeq, a predicted model, not a curated record